UCAGCGCGCAUGCGCGUUCAAAGGCUCAGGCGGCGUUUUCAAAUUGUUUGUGUUAGCAUUCAGAUGGUUAAAUUGCUUUCAUUUCCAUACGUUUCUUUCAACGCAGUGGAGAGCGCCCACUUUACAUCAGGUGUAAACCCCAUCCCCGAUGUAAAAACGUGAAGAGUGAUGAACAAAACGAGCUACAAUGGAAGAGGGACUGAUCAACGUCAAAGCUCUGAGAGCCAAGUUUCAGGAAGAGGCCCUGGUGGCUCAAUCUAAAACCAGUCGACCAGCUGUUGCAGAGAAGCCAAAACACCUUCCUCCUCCAGGCGGUCACUGCAGCUCUGUGGUUAGUGGUAUUAAUAUCGCUGUAGAGAACAAAACACAAGUUCCUCGGGUCAUCUUCAGAGAUGGGCUGCGGUCAUCUGGAGGCAAGCGACCAAUUUCCUUCCCACCACAGACUCAGCAGACCUCCUCCUCAUCUCAGCUUGCUAAUGGAGAGAGCACAACUAGGCAGUCCCUCAAAGACCGACAUAUGCCUCUGGUGCUUCCUGCCCUGCCUGUAAAAGAGCAAAAGACAGAAGUACAAGCCAAAAAGGAGCACAAACUCGAACCAGAGCCAGGGAAAGAUGUCGUGCCACAUACUAAAAUCAAAAAGAAAGGAUUGCUGCUUCCUUUCAAGUCCACCAAAGCAUCAAAAGUCAGUGCAGAAAAUGGAGAGGAGCCUACGUAUGCUGAUUUGACCACCAGACCUUCCAGUGCUCCUGCCGAGUUGCCCUCUGUGGAAAAACAAACUGCAGAAGAUGGGAUUUCUCUGCAUAGUGACCAAUCAACCACUGAGUUCCCUCCCUCCAGUCCAGAUAUUCCAAUCAGCCCUCCUCCUGCAGAGACAAGUGUUGACUCUGACAGCAAAAACAGCACUUUGGAGAGGGCUAAGAAGAAAUUUUCACGCAGGCAGAUGUUUAUCUCUGCAAAAUCUAAAAGCCUGCGUUCACCUGACAACACCCCAAGGGACAAAAUGUUACCUUCGCCGCCAAAAAAUAUUGAAAGCGCUGAGCCUGAGCUGUCCUUACCUUCAGCAGGGUGCCUUCCACACCUGGCUUGUAUUUCAGCCCGGCCUUUCUUCAAAGCCAAGAGCUCUGGACGCAAGUCUCCGUUGAGUAGGCAGUUUGGCAGGAAUAAAGCUGAACUUCCUGCUGUCAGAGCUGCUGAACUUCAUCCAGCAGCUGCUCCUCCAAAGAAGCCUCUGCCAGAUUUAAGGGUACUGGGGUCAAUGCCUCUGAAGCCCCCCAGGCCUCAAUUAGUAGAUCUCAGCGCUUACAUCUCACCCACUGUUAAUGAGGUGUCACCAGGCUUGAGCCAAGCACCGAGCGACGAGCCAGAGUCCAUCCCCAACCCUGUGCUAGACGCUCCAGAGUUUCCAGACUUUGAGAAUUCGGAGAUGGACACAGCAGAGGGCGAUGCUGUUGACAUUGCUGCAUUAGAGCUUGAGGCCUUAGACUUACUCGGCACAGACGUUCCUGUGCCAGAUGACUGCGGGGGCUCAGAUUUUGGAGAUCCACAACCUGAGUUGUCUGUGUACGAACCUGCAGAGCCCCUUAUGAGCACCGCCUUCCAAGAUGUGAACCUUGGCAAUCAGGACUUAAUACCCCUCGAUCCAGUCAGCUUCUCUGAACCAAUAAACCUCACAGAGUUCACAGAGCCAGCUGCAGCAGAGCAGUGGCCUCAGAGUGAGGAGGUCAGCACGGACCCCCUGUCUAACUCUCAAGUUGAUGAAGCUGAUCUGGGAGCUGCUGAGUCUUACUCUGCUGCACAGGAAACAGACAGUGGUAACCACUCAACAUUAAAUGAGGGAAUUCAACCACAUCAAGGUGUAACUCAACAGGACAGUUACUAUGAGACGAGUGAUAACGUGUAUGAGGACGUUGAGAACCUUAACAAAUUUAUCCUGGCCCAGAACCUGCGUAAAGGAAAAGGCAGUAUAAAGAAUCCAUAUGCUGACAACCUCCUGAUGAAGGAGGAGGCGUGUCUUCACAUAUGGCCGAGGAAUCCCUGGGCAGCCAGCAUAUCAGGAGAACAUGUCCAUUCAGCUCACAGUCAUACCCUCCGAAAAGAACCCCAAAGCCCCACCACUGCUGACCUUAAAGAACAGAAGAAGAGGGAGAAGCAGCGACUGGAGAAGGAGAAAAAGGAGCAGAAGGAGAGGGAGAAGAAGGAAAAUGAGAUGAAAAAGAAGUACAAAGUGACAGGUGAAGAGGAGCCCAUGUACCAUGCCAAAGUGAUUUUGGCGAGCAAGGUCCGCAAGAACGACCUACCCGUGAAAACUGGGGAUAUAGUCAGCAUCAUUCGAACCACCAACUGCCCAAAAGGCAAAUGGUUGGCCCGAGACACAAACCACAAGUACGGUUAUAUUUCAGUCAUGAAUGUUGAACUAAAUAUCAAGGAGAUGCUUGAACUCGGGAAGAAGGCCCAAGCUGCUGGACGAGGAGGCAACCAUGAGGGAGACACUAUCAGCAUGGGGAGCAGAUCCUCUAGCCAUCCUGUAUUGACAAGCAGUUUCACAGAUGACAGUGAGGAGUGGGCCUGUGAGGACGAGACUCUCUCAACCAAUGAAAACUACUUUCCCCAGCAGACGGCCUCAUUGCCUGAUAUGUCGUGCAGCCAUGUCAGCGCCCAGCACACUCUGAGCGAUGCCAACCUGGAGGACCUACACACGCAGAUGCGACAUGAGGCCCUGCAGAAACUCAACAUCUUCUUUCAACACAGCAAAGACGACUUUGGCGACGUCGCUGACAGUGAGGGAGCAACCCCGACAAAUGCUGAGCCACAGGACUUCUUGUGCGCUGUUGAGGAGCCUCCGUAUCCUGAACAGGAGGUUGACUUCACAGAGCUGGGACUCCUUCCUCCCCCGCCGCUUUAUGCUGACACCUUCUGAUCACAGUAUUAAGUCAAGCUGUGAAGAAAAGAAACCAUCAGUAAACAAGCUGCUGUUAUGACUGUAUGAUAUUUCUGAUUUUGCCUUUUUGUUUGUGUAGGUGUAUUAUCACAUAGUGUUCUUUGCUUUUUUCCUUUUAAGUUAAACUGAGCACAAAUUGAGUCAUUGCACUUGAUCCAAAACAAAUGAGACAAAAAGCAAGUUUGUCACCUGUAGUUGUUUGUGUUUAAGGAUUUUUUAUAUGUUUUGUUUCUGUGUUAUAUCAAAUAAAUAUUUG
Cheilinus undulatus (humphead wrasse) is the source of this 3194-nucleotide messenger RNA. RefSeq lists its product as uncharacterized. Gene Ontology annotation, molecular function: protein binding. NCBI's taxonomy places the organism in Eukaryota, Metazoa, Chordata, Actinopteri, Labriformes, Labridae. Bases 188 to 2917 code for a protein of 909 amino acids. The transcript has 20 exons. Gene Ontology annotation, biological process: protein localization to plasma membrane; integrin-mediated signaling pathway; T cell receptor signaling pathway. Gene Ontology annotation, cellular component: plasma membrane. The record is from RefSeq and is a predicted model, not a curated record.